AUGGAGAUACAUGGUAGAAGAGAACUAUGGAAUUUUCUAGAUGGAAUUUUGAAGCCUGAGGUUCCUUCUGUGGUAGGAGGCGACUUCAACUGCAUUCUUUCUCAAGAUGAGCAGAAAGGUGGGAAGAAGUUUUCCUUCUCACAUGGACUCUUUGAAAUGAAGGCUUUUAUGAAUAGGAAUGACCUACAUGAUGUGGGUAUUCUUGGUUCUAAGUUUAGAUGGUGUAACAAUAAGAGUGGAAGUGUUUGGAUCUUGGAAAGGUUGGAUAGGUGCAUGCUGAAUUCGAAAGCUUUGGAGCUGAUCAAUCAAGAAGCAGUGAGCUGCAGCCUCGGUGGUCAAGAAUUCUUGGGCAAAACCAGUGAGGGGAGUGAUAUGGAAGCUCUUAAUAAGAAACUGUCAAGGGUCCUUAAAGCCUUGUUUUUUUGGAGCAAGGCUAAACAUCAAAAACUGGAAGAAUUGAAGGAAAGUCUGAAGGUUGAGAUCGAAGAGCUGCAAUCCAAAGCCAAGGAAUUCAACUGCACUCUUGCACGGUUGAAUACAUGGUGGAGACAAAGGGCUAUAGUCAAGUGGAUGAAGGAAGGGGAUUCGAAUUCUACUUUCUUUUAUGCCUUUGCUAAUGGUAGAAGGAAUGGCAAUUCGAUCAAGCAAUUGAAGAAUGAUGAUGGAGAGUUGAUUGAAGAUCCUGUUAUUAUAAGGAGCAUCUUUUAUCAAUUUUUCUACAUUAAAUGGAAGCAUAGGGAAUACCAAUUGGAGAAUUGGCCUUCAAAUGGGAACAUCCUGAAGCAAGAAGACUGUGAAAUCUUGGAGGCUAUUUUUUCUGUGGAAGAGGUUGAAAAGGUGAUUGGAGAACUUGGCAAAAACAUUUCUCUUGGAGUGGAUGGAAUAACCUAUUCCUUUUUCAAAGCAUACUAG
Messenger RNA from Dendrobium catenatum, 912 nucleotides. RefSeq lists its product as uncharacterized. NCBI's taxonomy places the organism in Eukaryota, Viridiplantae, Streptophyta, Magnoliopsida, Asparagales, Orchidaceae. The record is from RefSeq and is a predicted model, not a curated record. The coding region runs from base 1 to 912 and encodes 303 amino acids. The transcript has 3 exons.